AUGUCACAAUCUAAAAAACGAAAACUUAAGCCUGGGGGAACAAGAGUUCAUUGCUCUGCUUGCAAUUGUUCUAACAGCAAAGGAUCGCACCCAAAUCUGAGCUUUUUUCGGUUUCCAUCAGACACAAAGAGGUAAGACUACUGUUGUAUUCCAAUGUGUGUUUUGAGUUUCAAAUUACGUCUCUUUCUUUAAUUUAAAUGAAUUUAGAUAUUAAAGAUUUUAUUUUAAACAUAUACACAGUUGUUUUCAACAUAUAAACAAUUUAUAAUGAAUUCUCGUAGAUCCAAAGAGUGGGUUGUCGCAUGUCGACGUGAAGACCUUUUGAAUAAAACCCCCAAGUAUUUAUACGCCAACUGCAAACUAUGUUCUGAGCAUUUCGAAGAUUGUAUGUUCGUCAAUCCGACUAUUAAAAAUCGUUUGAAUGAUAAAGCAAAACCAAGUAUUUUCAACGUGCAAAAUCCUCCACCGAGUCUGGGUUGCAAACGUCGAAUAAUAACAAGAAACAAUGAGGCACUUCCGUCAUCAGGUAAAUAAAAAGAUACAAAAAGUUGUAAUAUUAUCAUAUAUGUUAUGAUGACGCCAAGCACAGCUAAAAUAUAGUUAAAACGUUCGUUUAAUCGUGGUUUAAUCAACCCAUAAUUCUGAAUAGGAAAAAGAGCAAGAAAGGAAAAGGACACAUGUCCAACACAAUGUAAGUAUGCCCACUGACUGUUGCAAAAAAAUUAGAGCUGUUUAAUAUAUUUUAUUGACAAAUUAUAUCUAUCAAAAUAGCAAAUGAUUUACAAGUUGACGAAGUACAAGGAGAAAACGAAGAUUUAAUUCGUGAAAACAUUGACGGUAUAUUAUAAUAUUGUAUAAUUUUCUUGACAACAUGUGUAAUUUCAACAUACACACGUAAAAACGCACAAGUUGUAACAAACCUGUAGCAGACUUGUAGUAAUGCUGUUCCAACAAAUUGUCGACAGGAUGUGUUCGCACUGCUUGUUCCCAGCUUGACAAGUUGUUGGCUUGUUGACAACUUGCUACAAGGUUGCUGAGCCCAACAGACUUGUUACAAGUUGUUCUGACAACUUGUUAUCAUCCUCCAAUUCAACAAUUUGUCAACAAGUUGUGAGUGACAACCUUGAAGCAACUUGAUAAAAUAUCAACAUUGAUACAACUUGUUGACAAACUUGCUGCAAGCCUGUUGCAAACACAUCCUGUUGACAAGUUGUGAGAUUUUUACGUGUGUAUUAUGCAUAAAUUAUUUUUUUAAUAAUUAAUUUUUUAAAAUAGAAACCCAUGCCAAUGUAAUAAAUCCAGAGACUGAAGAUGGUACCUGCCAGACAAGUCCAGAUAUUACAUCUGACACUCCUCGUAAAAAGAAGCUAAAACAGACAAUAAAGUCAAAAAAUGAUCAGAUCAAAAAGUUAAAAAAGAAAUUGAAUCCAAAAAAGAGAUUGAAUCCAAAAAGAAAAUCAAAGAGGGAGAGAACAAUUGACCAAGCCUUGUCACAACUACCACCAAACAUGGCGAACUUCAUAAGAGAUCAAAUAAGUCUUCAUUCCAAAAAAAGUAAGGGACGCAGAUACUCACCAGAGAUGAAGACAAUAGCAUUGUCCUUGUAUCAUGCAAGUGGCAAAGCUUACAAAAUAUUGUCAAAGUUGUUCAUCUUACCAAGCAAGUCAUCAUUAAAAAGAUUCAUUUCAAAUAUUCCAACUACAUCUGGCAUAUCAGAACAGAUACUUAAAGCAAUCCAACAAAAGGUUCUUCAUAUGAAUGACAUGGAAAAGAUUUGUACCCUUUGCAUUGAUGAGAUAUCAUUGAAAAGUCACCUUUACUACAGUGUUCCUGAUGACAAAAUAAUUGGAUUGGAGGACUUUGGUAACGGAGUAAGAAGUAAGAAAAUUGCCACAUCUGCCCUUGCGCUCUUGAUCAGAAGCAUUUCUUGA
Molecule: messenger RNA, 1931 nt
Organism: Paramuricea clavata
Lineage: Eukaryota; Metazoa; Cnidaria; Anthozoa; Malacalcyonacea; Plexauridae
Source: the annotation of a GenBank genome assembly